UUCGUUAACGUCUCAAAUUUUUUAGCGGUUAGGAAUUUAAUUAUGUGAUAAUAUUUCGGAAAAAUAAUUUUCGUGUGUUUUUAUAGUAAAAAUGUCCGAUAGUAUAAAAGUGGCGAUUAAAGUUCGGCCGUUAAUCAAAAGGGAAAAGGACGAAAACCUUCAAGUACAAUGGACUGUGGUUGAUAAUGUUAUUGUUCCUGCAGAUCCUGAAAAAAAACGCGGUGAAAGCGGAUUUCAAUUUGAUCACAUAUUUGAUUCUGAGAAAACUAAUAAUCAUGUUUUUGAUAUUGUUGUUAAGCCUAUUGUCAUUGCUGCAGUUAGAGGCUUUAAUGGCACUGUAUUUGCAUAUGGCCAAACAAGUUCUGGCAAAACUCACACUAUGUUAGGAACACCAAACGAACCAGGAAUUAUUCCAAUGGCAGUUGAUUAUAUGUUUGACGCUAUUGCUGAAACACGUGGUCGAGAAUUUCUUUUAAGGGUUUCUUAUCUUGAGAUAUAUAAUGAAAAAGUAAAUGACUUGUUAGAUACCACUGCUGUUGAUUUGAAACUUCGCGAAGACAAUAAUGGUUUGGUACAAGUUAUGAAGUGCAAGGAAGAAAUUGCGAAUAGUCCCGAUUUAAUUAUGGCCAUAAUGAAGAAAGGGGACAAAAAUCGUAGAAUCGGUGAAACUGAUAUGAAUGACAGGAGUAGUAGAAGUCAUACAAUUUUCAGAAUAACUAUUGAGAGUCGUGAUCAAGUAAGCGAUUCUGACGGAGCUGUUCAAGUUGCUCAGUUGAAUUUAGUAGAUCUUGCAGGUUCUGAACGAGCAAGACAAACCAAUGCAACUGGUGAAAGAUUUAAAGAAGGUACUCAUAUAAAUAUGUCAUUGUCAACUCUUGCACUUGUUAUUAAACAGCUCAGUGAAUCUUCGGAUACCAAUAAAUACAUUAAUUUUCGUGAUAGCAAGUUAACGAGGUUAUUACAAGCAUCCUUAGGUGGCAAUGCAAUGACUGUUAUUAUUUGUGCUAUCACACCUGUUGCUUAUGAAGAAACUCAAUGUACUUUGUGGUUUGCAUCAAGAGCAAAAAGUGUAAAAAAUAAACCGCAAUUAAAUGAAGUUAUGUCAGAUGCUGCUUUAUUAAAACGUUAUAAAAAACAAAUUGCUAAAUUGCAUGAAGAGCUUGAAAAAGCCAAAUAUGAAAAUAGAAUAGCAGAUGUGCAAGAAAUGGAAUCUAAAUUACAAGAAAAAGAGAAUAAAUUACAAGAAACUGGCAGAUUAAAUCAGUUGUUGGAGGAGCGGAUUCAACUAUUAGAAAACAGUAUUAUUUCUACAGAUAAUGCUGUAAGAAAUGAUAAUAGCUCAAAAAUUCCCAGAUCUAAAAGAAGACGAACAUGGGCUGGUGAUCAAACAAUGUGCCCUCGAUUUAGUUUAUACUCAAAAGAUUUACCAACAAUUAAGGAAAAUUGUUGUAUCAGUCCAGAAGCAAAACCAAAUAAAAUAGAGAGACGUAGCGGUAUUAGAAAUAGAAAAAGUAUUAUUCAAACAGUUGAUUUAAAUGAUGAAUCAUUUGAGACAGCUUUUGCAGAUUUUGAAUUAGAUAUGAUAAAAGUUGUUAAAGAGCGUGAAGAACAAACGAAUAAUACUCUAGACUUUAUAGAGGAAAACAAAUUUCUAAAAGGAAAAUCUAAAACUCAAAAUCAAGUAAAAUUUCAGGAUAACAUUGAAAUUUGUCAUUAUAGUAAUGGGAGUGUUUUGAGCGAUUUAUUAUCACCUGAAAAAGAAAAAUUAAUCACUUCAAUUCAAGAUACCACAGUGAAAGAAUUAUCCCCAGGCACUCCAAAAUCUGUAUUACGAGCAAGGCUUAAUUAUAUUACCGAAGAGUAUAAGAGUCUACAAGAAUUCACUAGUUUUGAAAGGCAGAUGUUGUAUGCUGAACAAAUAGAUUUUAAUUCACAUAAUGAAAAAAUAUUUAUGCAAAAACAAAUUGAUGAAUUAUUGGAAAGACUUAGAAAAUAUAAUUUGGAUCAGUUACGUAUUCAGAAUGAGAAAUUAGUUUUGGAAAAUACUAAAAUAAAAAGUGAAAUUAUUGCUGAAACUAAUAAGUUAAAAAAUUCCAAUAUUCUGAUUAAAACUUUAACCGUUGAUACAGAUCACCUCAUGGGAAAAUUACUAGAAAAAAAUAACGAACUGCUUAAAUUAAAAGAGAGAAUAGUUGAGUUAGAAAGGACAGAUAGAGAUUCUAAUAAAUCUAUUGUAAAUAAUUAUGAAACAUCAACAAAAAAAGAAUGUUAUGAUGAUGGGUCAAUACAACAGUUGCCUUCUGAUGUCAGUCAAGAGAAGGAAAAUGAAAUAUUAAGAUUGAACGAAGUGAUUCAGGCAAAAACGUUAGAAAUUACAAAAUAUAAAGAAAAUGAAGAAGAAAUGAAAAUGGAAAAUGAGUCUUUAAGAAAAACCUUAGAUGCUAAUUUAAAAAUUGUACAAAUAUCUAAAGAAUGUCAAAUGGACAUAAUUCCUGAGAAUAAAGAUGAAAAUAAUGAUUAUGAAAUGAAUGCUGAGAUAGAUCAUGAUGUCUCUAAGGCAUCAAAACUUACUCAAGAACCAGACAUGAAUAUUGUGAAAUACAAAGAGCUUCAAAAAGAAAUGGAAAAGAAAAUUAAAGAAUUGCAUAGUCUAGAUACUGUUAAAGUUGAAAAUAAGUCACAAGAAUCUCAAACAGAAGAUUUUCUUUACUGUGAAAAUAAAAAUACUUUAUUAGUUGAUCAAAUGAAGAAUACAGAAAUUUCUAGAUUAGAAAAAAUAAUUCAAGAAAAAUCAUUUGAAAUGAAAAAAUACAUGCAAUUUGAGGAAGAAGCUAAAGAAGAAUUUUAUUUAAAUAAUACAAAUGAAAUUAAAAAAAUAUCUGAUGACUUUCAAACGCAAGAUAUUUUAAAAAAUGAAUUUAGUAAAAUUCAAGAAGAUUUUCAAGAAAUAAAUCAGAAAACCGAACAAUUCCAGGAACAUUUAGAAAAUAUUAGUAAAAUUAAAGAAACAGUUGAAGAGUAUAAAGUAAAACAUUUGGUUGAUAAAAAUCAUGUAAAUUCCUCAUGUGAAGAUCAAAUCAAUGGCGUAGGCUAUCAACAAAUUAUAGAAAAUAAUAAUAUUGAAAUAAAAAAAUAUAAACAAAUGAAUGAAGAAAUGGGAAUGAAAAUUAAAAAUUUGCAGGAAACUUUAGAUAAAAUAAUAGCAAUUAAACAUAGAAGUAUAGAUUGUCAAACAGAAAUUGUAUCGGUACAUAAAGAAAUUGAUUCCAAUAAAGAGUUUGAUAAGGAUAUUACUAAUUUAACAGAAAUUAUUCAAAUCAAAGAAAAUGAGAUAGCCCAGUUUAAGCUCAGUGAAGAAGAAAGAAUAAAAGAGAUUAAACAUUUGCAGGAAUACUUAGAUACUUUAACAAAUAUCCACAGAGAAUCCAAAGAAUGUCAAGCAGAAUGCAUUUCUAGUGUCGAUGAAGAAAAAAGUAAUGAAAUACACAGGCUUUCGAAAAUUAUUGAAGAAAACUCUCUUGAAAUUACUACACAUAAGCAAUUAGAAGACAAAUUGACAAAAGAGAUUGAACAUCUAAAGGAAUGUGCAAAUCGUUUAACAACAUUGGAAUAUGUAUCUAAAGAAGUUCAAACAGAAGCAGUUAAUCAUGAUCAUGAAAAAAUAAAAUCUUAUCAAGAAGAAAUUGUAACAUUAAUUAAUACCAACGAGGAAUUCGAAGCAAGAAUUAUAUCACUUAAUAAUCAGUUGUCUGUAAAAAUUAAAGAUUUUGAAGAAUUGAGAUCUCUAAUCGAUGUUCUCAAGAAUGAAAUUAUUAAAAAAACAAAUGAAAUGUCAAAGUUACAGCAAGAUGUUGAAAUUCGAGUACAAAAGUUUGAAGAGAAAAUUGAUAUUGUAACAUUAGAAAAAAAUAAAUUAAAAGCAAAAAUUAAUCAUAUAUACUCUGCCAAUUUAAUCAAAGAUUUUAAAGAUGAGGAUUUAAAAAUCAUUCUCGACGAAUCAGAGCUAGAAAAUGAAAAAUUAAGAAAACAAGUACUUAAGACACAAUCUAUCGAGGAACUUAAUUUAUCAAUGACAAGUACCAAUUCACUAAGAAGUCCAUUAAAAUCAAAUACAACAUUGGCAAAUAAUGUGAAUAGUAUCAUAAGUCCUACAAAAUUAAAUGCAACAGUAUCAGUGAGUAAUGUAAGCGAUUCUGUAAAAGAUCGAAUCAGCCAAUUUAAUGAAAAUAACCAAUCUGUGGUUACAUUAGAUGAAAAUAAGACUACAUCGAUGGAUUCAAAUAUUUUCUUGAAACCUACUAAUUUCUCAAUAUUAGAACAAAAAGAUUUAUCUAGUAAAUUAAAUGUAUCGGUUAAUGACAAUAGCCUUGUAAAAUCGUCAAACAAAAAGUUUGAAUUAGAAUCAAGCAGUAUUUUUGCCAAUAUAACUUAUUUCGAUGAAAUGGAAUGCAGUCAAUCUUUCAUUCAAGAUAAUACUUCUUUACUUACAACGAACGAUGAGAGUAAAAAUAUUUCAAUUUUAUCAACAAAUAUUAAUAUUCAAUUGGCCAACGAUGUAACUAAAACUGAUGAUGUCAACGAUAUAUCGGAAUUAUUUGAAAAUAAUGAUGUAAGUGUAUUUAAAGAUACUAAAACAGUGUCUCCAAUUAAAAUAAAAAAUGAACCACAUACUAUCGAAGAGCUCAAAAAGAUUAGAGUUAAUCUUGAAAAAGAAAAUGCAAAUUUAUGCAAUGAUCUUCAAAAGAAGAUUCACGAAACUGAAGAAGUUGAAAGAGCUAUUAGUGACGUUAAUAAAAACCUUAUUAAACUUCAACAAACCGUUUUUAUACUAACCAAUGAAAACAUGGAAAUGUCAAAGCAGUUAUCGGAUACACGAGAACAAAAUGAUGAGAUUGUUAGAAAUUUGCAAAUGAAUAUCGCUAAUUUAACAAAUCGUUUACUUACGAUUUCAGAAGAAAAAGAUUCUUUAAAAGAUCAAUUGGCUAUUUUACAUGACCAGCUUGAAAACAUGAGCUCUAUUACACCAGUUAUAACGGAUGAGGAAUUAAAAUACAAAGUUUCAGAAUAUCAAGAAAAAAUAAAAAGCUUGACUAAAGAAAAUAUCGACUUGUCUACAAAUUUAAUGGAUAAGAUCGAAGAACUUGAAAAAGUGAAGGAAAGUCAAAUACAACUUAAUGAUCAUCAGUGUUCGUUUAAAGAAACAUCUGAAAUGUUAGCUCAAAAAAUAGAAUAUUUCGAAAAGAAAAAUAUUGAAAUAUCAGACGAGUUAAUUGAAUCUAACGAAGACUGUGAUAUAUUGAAAGAGACUGUUGAUAUUUUAAAACAAGAAUUAAGGACUUGCACAGAUCAAGAAAAUCCUGAAAAUUAUUGUAGAGACAAUGCAGAAUUUAUUAAAAAAGAAAAUAAAGCAUUAAAAUGUAAAUUGAUUGAACUGGAGGGAAUUAUGUCUCUAUUAAGUAAAGAAAAUAAUAAUUUACUGGUUAAUAUGCUGGGUGAUUCUGAUAAGCAAAAUGGGCCUGAAAUUAUCUGUGAAAACGAUGCUAAUGUAUCAAAAAUGAAAUUCGAAGAAUCGAUGCGUGAGCAUAUUUCAAACGAAAUAAAUAAUUAUUCGUUAAUGCAUGAAAAAAUAAGGCAAUUACAAAAAGAAAAUGAGCUCUUAAUAGUUAAAAAUAAAAAGUUAGAAGAUUUAACGUUAAAAAAUUGUAGCCAAUGUGCUCACUUCAAAGAAUUAAACGAAUGCCGAAGAAAUCUAAAACUAGAAAACCAGUCGUUGAAUUUGAAAAUCGACGAUCUUAAAAGGAAAUUCCAAUUACAAUGUACCGAUGCGGAAAGUUUAAGAGCAAAAGCCAACGAAGACUUUAACAUAAGUUUGAAUUUAAUGGAUUCAACGCUUAAUGGUAGCAUUUACGAUGGAAUGAAUUUAACGUUAAUGGAGGAAAAGGUUCGAAAUUUACAAAAUGAGUUAGAAGAAUCGAAGGAAAAUGAUAAUGCAUUAUCAAAUCAAUUUAAUGAAAAAUAUAAUGAACAAGAGAAAUUACAAUUAAGUACAAAUUCCUUUGCCAGCCCGAUUCAAGAAAAAGACAGAAAGCGUUUAGAUUCUAAUAUGUCAAGUAGAAAUUUAAGAAUGCAAAUAUUCAAAGAAAAUCUUGAUAGACUGUCUAAUGAUAUAAAAGAAAUAAAACGAUCGAGCAAUAAUCAUAUGAAUAUGUUAAAUAAAUUAAAAAAUGUACAAAAUGACACUGUAUCAGAAAUUGAAUCGCUUAAACUAUCGAAUGAAGAGUUAAAAAAAGAACGCGAUACUGCUAAAGCAAAUGCAUUGAAUUAUGAAGAAAAGAUUAAUCUUCUCGAGGAAGAAUUAGCAACAUUAUAUAAACAAAUUGAAGCAGCUCGUAUCACAGAGAAAAGCAUUGAAGCGCAAAAACUAGAAAUUGAAGUUAAGCUUGAGAGUUUAUUAAAGGAAAAGGAGGAACUGGUGAAUUCUUUGCAGAUUACGGAAAUAAAAUUCAGAAAAGAAUUAGAUGAUUGCAAUUCUCUUGUACAUAAAUAUGACAAAGAAAAUGUAAAUCUUAUAAAUAAAUUAGAAAGCUUUGAAGGAAUUGUAGAACAAUCGAACAAAAAAAAUUCAAGUUUGGAAGAAAAACUGCAAGAAGAAAUUAAGUCAGCUAAAUCCCAAAUGAUAAAUGAAAUUAAACAUUUAACAAGUCUUUCUGAAAAGGAAUUAAAAAAGUUACUCAACAUGUCAAUUAAUGAUAUUUUCUUACGCUUUGUCAAUGACAUUGUUUCAAAGGAAAAUGAAGUGGUAAAGAAGCUACACGAAAACUUUGAAAAAACUAAAUUAAAAUUGGAGGAAGAGAAACAGCAGAGCUUCGAUUCAGAAAAACGAACUAAAACUUGGGCCCAGGCUCUAGAAUCUGAUCUUGAAAGGAUUCAAGUAGAGUUUGCAGAACAAGAAAACAAGAAAAAGCGUCUGCAAGAUGAAUCGAAGAUGCUGAAAGAAAGCUUGAAAGAAGCGCAACAUGAAAAUCAACAAUUGCAACUUAAUAUAACUAAUUUGGAGAAGGAAUUUAAUUCCUUACACAAUGAAUUGGAAAAGAAAUCGAAACUUAACGAUGCUCGUGAUUCCGUCAUCAAUGCUGUUCAAGAGAAACAAAGGAUAGCAAAAACUAAGGAAGAAGAAUGGGAGGCUCGAUUACAACACGAAAAAGAAGAAUAUGAGCGCCAAUUGAAAGAGCUUAAUUCACAGUUAGGAUCAUAUAAGUCAACCAAUGAUGAUUUAAAAAGCACGAUCGAAGGCUUAGAUAUUCAGAUCGAGCAUUUAAAGAAUACCAUAGAUAUUAAAACAAAUGAAUUUAUGGGUUCUAAACAUAAAAUUCAAACAAUGAUACAAGAAAUAGAGCACUUUGAAGAGAUAAAUCAACAACUGAAAAACGAAAAUUCAGAAAAGAAUAAGCAUAUCGAGGAGAUUACGGAUCUUUUAAAAAUAAAGUGUGAUUUACUUACUGAAUUCAAAACCAAAGUUGAAACUAUGAAACCAGAAUAUGAAAGCUUGCAAUCUCAAAUUGUAGAUCGUAAGAUAUCUAUAGAAAAAUGUAAAGAGGAGAUUCAUAAUUUGAAACUGGAAAACAAAAAACAAAUAGAUAUAUUGCAAGACAAGCUUUCAUCCGAGGAAAUAAAAUCAAAAGGUCUGAAUAAGCAACUUCAUGAAUUAAAGAAUAAAAAUACAACUUUGUAUAGUACAUUAGAGGAGUGCAAGGAUCGAUGUUUGGAACUUGAAAGGGAGAAUGAAACUCUUAACCGAAAGGUCAGAAAUAGUACAAGCAAAAUACGAGUUAAAAAUGAAAUUCAAGAUUUGCAAGAUGAAAUUCGUUUACUCAAAAAUCAUUUGGAAGGAUCUUAUAAUCGCAUUAAAGAGUUGCAGGAAACGAAAUCUCAAGUACAGUGGGAAUUAACGGAAGUGCAAGGGAAGAAUGAACUUCUUGAGCAAGAACUUAAUACGACUAAAAUGUCUUUAGAAUCCCUAAGAGAUAAGUAUAAUAACGUAAAUUUGCAAAAACUUCGUGAAAAGUAUGAAGCGCUUCUUCGCGAAAAAAAUAAUGUAAUACUUGAAAUUGAAGAUAAGAAGAUGUUAAUUGCUAAUAAGAAUCAAAAAUUGGUAGAGUGUAGUAUAGAAGUUGAUACAUUGCAAAAACAGAAAGAGUCAUUGAAUACAAAAUUGGAAAAUAUUAAAGGAGAAAAGUCUGUAUUAGAGAGUCGAAUUUUGGAUCUUGUAAAUGAUAACGAAGAACUGAAAGAAAAGAUAAUAGUAUGUAAUAUUCAGAAGGAUGAAAUAUAUAAAACUAGCAUGGAAGAAAAAAAUCAAAUUUCUAUUGAAUUUGAAAUUUAUCGCAAUCAAAUGUUAGAUGUUGUAAAGAAAAAUAAUGAGCUUAAUGAUGAAAUGGAUGAAUUAGUUGGUCACAUUCACAAACAAGAAAAUGAAAUAGCCGAAUUACAGGAUCGAUUAAUUACAGGAUCAUCUAAUGAAAGAUUUAUAGAAAAAUUAAGAGCUUUAGAAGAAGAUAACGAAAAACUUAAAAUUGAUUUACGAGUUACAGAAUUGAAUCAUAAUAAAUUGCAAAACGAGGUUGUCCGAAUAAAUUCAGAGAAACAGUCGCUUGUUAAUAAAAUCGAAGUUCAAAAUAAUAAAAUCACGGAACUUAAAUGCAAAGUUAACUCCUGUACCAGUCAAACAUCGCAAAUGGAAAGAAGACGUUCCAGACGUUCUGACAGACUUAAUCAAAAUAGAAAUCUCGAUGUCGAUUGUGAUAGUAAGGAAAUGACCGACUCUGAAUCACCAAUUACUACUCCAACUCAAACUAAUAGCCCUAUUCAUGAAGAAUGCCAAUCUUGCUGCGAACUUAGAAAUCGUAUUCGUGAGAUGUCAGUCGAUCUCGUAUCUAGGAAUACUAAAAUUACAAUGCUCGAAGUUCAGCUUCGGGAAGAAAAUUUUCCCUAUCAAACAAAGUGUAAUGAACUGCAGGAGAAAUUAAUAGCUGUUAAAACGAGGAAUUCAGAAUUGAAAUUGGAAGUAAAGAAAUUACAACAAGCAUUAGUGGAAGACGAUUAUCGUGAAUGUCAGAUUUGUAGACAAAAAAAAACUAACAAAAGAGACCAAUCCGUUCAAGUUAAUGCAGAAAAUAAAAUUUGUAUGACUGGGAUGAGCAGCGGCAUUGUUGAAGAUCAUUUAAGGCUAGAAAAAAUGGAAAAAGAAAGAAAUUUAAUGAAAGACUUGUGUAGAAAUCGUGCCAGAAAAAUUAAAGAACUCGAGCAAUAUAUAAAAGAACUUGAAGGUUUGAGGAAUUGCUAAUUAUUCAAAAGUAUAUUUUUUAAGACAAGAUUUUGCAAGUCGCUUUAAUAUA
Molecule: messenger RNA, 9395 nt
Organism: Ceratosolen solmsi marchali
Lineage: Eukaryota; Metazoa; Arthropoda; Insecta; Hymenoptera; Agaonidae
Product: major antigen
Exons: 10
Coding region: 92-9343 (3083 amino acids)
Biological process (GO): mitotic cell cycle; microtubule-based movement
Cellular component (GO): microtubule
Molecular function (GO): microtubule binding; microtubule motor activity; ATP binding
Source: RefSeq, a predicted model, not a curated record